CUCAUCGAUUACUUCGUCGGAGCGAUAAUGAGCCCAACCGACCAACAACUGGCCAAAGGGUUGGCCGGCUUUAAGCCGUACGUCAUAUCCAACAAUCUGUACCCGCGUUGGGAUGGCUUCAGCUUCUUCGGCGUGUUCGGCGUAUUCUUCCCGUCCGUCACCGGCAUAUUCACGGGCGCCAGUAUGUCGGCCGACCUCCAAGACCCGGCCACUGCCAUACCGAAGGGCACGUUCCUGGCCAUCGGCACCACUUCCCUCACGUAUGCGGUGAUCAUACUGUUCACGGGCUCCACAAUCGUCGCCUAUUCCUCGGGUAACAUAAACGACACGCUGGACAACAACCGGACGUGUUAUGGCAGCUGUCCGUACGGCCUCAUCAAUGACUACCAGACAAUGGCUAUGACGGGCGGUCUGUCGCACACGAGCCUCAAAGUGGAUCCACUCAUAUAUGCGGGCAUUUUUGCCGCCACCCUAUCAUCGGGACUGGGAUGUUAUACAGCGGCUCCCAGAAUAUUCAAGGCCUUCGCCGACGACAAUCUCAUACCAUUCAUCUCGUGGUUCGGCAGAGGGUACGGUCCGUCGAAAACGGAUCCCAGACAUGGAUAUGUGAUCACAUUCAUCAUCGCCGCCGUGUUCAUAGCCAUCGAUGACGUCAACACUGCCGGCUACUGGAUCUCCAACUUUUAUUUGGGCGCCUUUUUUAUGGUCAACUUCUCGCUGUUUUACGUCUCGUGGGUCAGUUCCCUGAGCUUUAGGCCCAGCUUUAAGUACUACAACAAGUGGGUCAGUCUGUUGGUGGGCGUCACGUGCAUUGUCCUCAUGUUCCUCUUUGACACGACCUCCGCGGCCACUGUCUGUGCGCUCACUGUUUUCAUAUACAUAUCGAUGCUGUUCGUGAAUCCAGUGAAGGCCAAUUGGGGGCCGUCUACUGAGGAGCAGUUCUUCAACAUAGCCCGGUAUCUAACCUUCCGGCUGAACGUUCAGGACGAGCACGUCAAACACUACAGGCCUAUGAUUUUGCUGUUAAGUGGUAACCCCACCAACCGUACGACACUGGUCGAUAUGGCUAACCAUAUGACCAAGAGAUACGGUUUACUAUUCUUAGCACAUAUAGCUCAGGGACCCAUUCCCUUCAGAACCAAGGAUGAGAUAAUCCACAAACAGAAGCAAUGGCUUAGGAAUGAGAAUAUUAACGCAUUUUACAAACUCAUUGAAUCCGAUUCUGUGAGCGUCGGCGCCAAAAGCUUUAUGCAGGCCUCGGGAAUAGGAAAAUUCACGCCUAAUAUAGUGAUGUUGGGCUAUAAAAGCAAUUGGCAAUCGUGCGACUCAUCCACUCUCUCGGAUUACUAUCAAAUUAUUCAUUCAGUAUUAGACAACAACUUCUCGAUUAUAAUAUUCCGGCUGAAAGAGGGCCACGACUUCUCUGCCUAUUUAGAAAGUCAACACAAUUCGCAUAUAAGAAAAAAUAGUAACAUAUAUUCCGUGUCCAAGACAGUGGACAGUCAGCAGUCGAUCAACGACUUCACCGAUUUGGCUAACUUUGAGCCCAAAAUGGAUGAGUUGGCCAAUCGGUUCAAGACAAAGCAAACGAAGGGCACGAUCGACGUGUGGUGGAUAUACGACGAUGGCGGACUCACCCUGCUCAUACCAUUCAUACUGAGAAACAGCCCAUUGUGGGCCGGGUCUAAGCUCCGGGUGUUUUCCGUCACGAAAAACAAGCUGGAAAUCAGUACCGAACAGGACAGUCUGAAACUUUUGUUGAAUAAGUUUCGGAUCCCUUACUCGGCGGUGCGGGUGCUCUCGGAUUCCGAUCAAAUGCCGUCCGAAGAGACUGAAAAUGAGUUCAUAAAACUGAUGUCCAAAUCCAUGUCCGCCAUAAACGAUGAGCAGACAGUGGAGUCAUUGCAGAAUGAAUUGAUUCAUUUCAAAGACAAAACAAACAGGUAUUUACGGCUCCGGGAGCAUAUAGAGCAACACUCGAGGAACUCCACUCUCGUGGUCAUGACAUUACCCAUUCCUCGUAAGCAAGUGGUGUCGGCCACGCUAUACAUGGCAUGGAUUGAGACACUGACCAAAGAUAUGCCACCGUUUCUGUUGAUUCGCGGCAAUCAGUCAAAUGUUUUGACAUUUUAUUGUUAACUAAUUCAUCCAUUCAUUCAAUUGUAUAAAACGGUC
This is a messenger RNA of Oppiella nova, 2175 nucleotides long. Lineage: Eukaryota; Metazoa; Arthropoda; Arachnida; Sarcoptiformes; Oppiidae. The record is from the annotation of a GenBank genome assembly.